This is a messenger RNA of Cavenderia fasciculata, 666 nucleotides long. RefSeq lists its product as uncharacterized. The coding region runs from base 1 to 666 and encodes 221 amino acids. Lineage: Eukaryota; Evosea; Eumycetozoa; Acytosteliales; Cavenderiaceae. The record is from RefSeq and is a predicted model, not a curated record. The transcript has 2 exons.
AUGAAACAUCCAAGUUGGUUGAUUGAUGGACAAAUCAAAUUUUAUGAGGAGCCAACAGAAACACAUGAAAAGAUUCUGAAUACAGUUGUCUAUAAUAUUCGUCAAUUACCAUUAGAUGAUUUUGAUGGAUCAGGAAGUCUGCAACUCAGAUUCAGUACAAACAUUGUUGGUGAGCCUGAUCAAUCUAUUACACCAAAUAGAAAACCUAGACAGACUGCAGAUGCCCAUUUCCUCAACCCAAAUCGAGCACCCUAUCCAAGUUUGGUCAUUGAAGUUGGAAAGAUACAAUCUCUUGAAUCUCUUCAUCGUAGAGCUCUUUUAUAUUUAGGUGUAGAGACUGAUAUUUCAAUUGUCGUAGCAUUUCUAUAUGACCGCGAUGUAUCUGUAGCACAUCCAUCUAUUGUCAUUUCAUUUGGAUCUGCACCUCUUGACCAAUCAACCAAUGAUAUCUUUCAGAGAUGGAAUCCACAACAAGUUAUAGUUGGCAAUUUAGAUGAUCAUUCACCCACGCAAUGUACUAGUGCCAACAUUCCAACCUACCAAAUACAUCUCCCAAGUGCUCAGUUGUAUCAUGGUGAUCCAAACCAACCAAUACCUUUACCACCAAAUAUUUCAUUAGACUUGUUCAAAAUUAUUCGAAUAUUGAAUAGAAUUCCAGAUUGGUAA